GUGAAUUUUUUUAUAUAACUUCAGAACGCGAUUUCGCUAAUGUUGAUUUUUAUGAAGGAAAACUGCAUCAUUCGUUAUUAAUUGAAUAAAAGAUGCAUUAAUAGUUUAAAAAUGGAUGAUACCAAGAAUGACACCCUGGAUCUCUCGAGGCGUGAACUAAAGAAAAUAGAGAAAGCGCCAGCAGAGGAAUCCAAUACGAUUAUUAAUUUGAUUCUUGACCAGAAUGAGUUACAGCGACUGGACAAUAUCGACACAUAUAGCCGCGUCGAAAACCUGUCAAUAUGUAACAACUUCCUGUUACGGAUGCAUGGUGUGUCUCGGCUCACAAACAUACGGAUCCUUGCCCUGAACAACAAUGGCAUCUUGCAGAUUGAGGGCCUUAAAGAUCUUAUUUAUUUGAAGGUUUUAAAAUUAGCUGGUAAUAAUAUCAAGUCAAUAGAGCAUUUGAACCACAACAUGCAUUUGGAGCACCUAGAUUUGUCUAACAACCAGAUAUCUUUCGUCGCCGAUAUAUCUUACUUGAAGAGUUUAAAGCACUUAAACUUAGAAAGGAACCGUAUAAUGGACCUCCGGCAGUGCGACCGCUACCUGCCCGCCAGCCUGGAGCACGUUGCGCUCGCGCACAACAACAUCCAGGACCUGAACGAGAUCUCCCACCUGGUGCACCUCACCCGGCUCGAAAGCUUCACCGUCCAGGGGAACCCGUGUGUUGCCAUGGCCGGGAAGGAUAAACUUGGUUUCGAUUACCGGCCCUUCGUUCUCAACUGGAUAUUGAGCGUCAAAUCAAUAGAUGGAUUUGUCGUUAGUGCUAUUGAAAGUUUGAAAGCUGAAUGGCUCUACAGCCAAGGCAAAGGCCGCCAUUACCACGCCGGCCAGCACCAGGAAUUGUGCGAAUAUCUGGCGAGCACGUGCCCUUUGACCGCCGACGCGUUGGAGACCGAGGACCAGAGGAAAUUGAGACUUAUUCUUAGCAAGGCACAACAUCAUCAACAACAGCUGAAGGACCAAAAUCACAGUCCUCUGAAGCCAAAGCUGCAGUCUCCCAGAAUGCAAUCCCGCAUAGCCUCCCGUCACAUGGGCAGAUCCCCCGACCGCCUCACGUCUAGCUACCAUGCGGCGUUGACAAAAACCGGUUCCCCGUCACAUCAGAUGUCAAUGUCCUAUUCGGGGGACAUACCGGCCGCCAUGAGUCACAGCUUCGAUUCCGGACUCGUGUACGAUAAGAGAGAGAAGACAGAAUCAGCACCAACCCCACCACCUCAACAAACCCAACAUAUAGACAGACAACCGCAAAAACCGAUGAAUCAAUCGCUCGAAGCCGCAUCCAAAAUGGUCCCCGUUCCGGAGUCGCUCAUGAGCCCCGACUACCAGGACCCGAUAUAUGAUAUUCAGAAGACAAUAACUAAGCCGGGGAACAACUCUGUUCACAGCGUCUCCAAUACUUCGUCACAGUCCAGCAACAGCAGCAUACAAGAAGAGAAACCACACCGUCAGAUAACCCAACCGACAAACAUACACAAAAAUCUAAAAGGUUCGCCAAAACUGACAAAAAGCGCAACGUCCUCGCCCAAAAUGAAAUCAAGGUUGGAACAGCGCAAAGGCAGCCUGUCGAGCGUCAAGAACGAGGAAAGAAAGGUGAACGGUGUGAAAAAUGAUGACAACACCACAGACAAUAUAGAUCCGGAUAAGCUGGAGAUAAUAAAGUUGGCGUCGAAUCAGAGGCGGCAGAAAAAAAUGAGUGUCGAAUCUAUGGCGGCGGUGACGAUUCAGAAGAUGUGGAGGGGGUACAGGAGCAGGAAUUUGAAUAAGGACACGUUGAGGAUUUUGCACGCGAUCCAAGCGGCGAGAGCGAGACAGCAUAUACAACGAUUGACGUGCGACAUGGAGGCGACAAAAGCGGCGCUAGAAAGCGAGAGGAAGAUACAACAGCUACAAAUGCAAGCCAUCAAUGCGCUGUGGAAGAAAGUCUCCACUUUACAGGCGUCUGACAGUCAAAAACGGCGCAGUUCGGAAAGCGAAGAAAACUCGGAAGCGGUGCGACAACUGAGCGCGACAUGUUGCGCGCUGCAGUCGCAAGUCGCGGCGUUAAACGGUUGCGUGCGCGACUUGUUGCGAAUGUCCUCGCCGCGGUCAGACAUCGCGCGAGCCACGCAGACUGAUAUCUCGUGUGUUACUGUGGAACAGGAGGAACGCUGCAGUUGGUUGCGGCGGCCCCAGUCUCUAGCGUUGCCCGCGGUGACCUCUUCUGACUCUCAAUCGCGGCCUGACCUCGCUGACUCGCCCGCCACUGACUCACACGACAAAACGAUGAACAAUGAAAUAGCCGAAUUGAACAUAGAGCGAACGGAAUCUGUCAUAGAAGACAAAACCGAGCCAAGCAUAGACAAUCCAGAGAGCAUAGACGAACAACCGAAGCGAGACGUCAUCGUCGACUGAUGACGAUAUGAACGUUAACGGAGCGUUAUCUCCCGCUGAUAACGGUUCGAACGUUAACAAAGCAAUAUUGUCGACUGAUAACGCUCCAAUCUUUAUCGUAACGUAACCGUCGACUAAUAACGCUCGCAACGUUAAGAAAUGUUUUCGCCGACUAAUAACGGUACUAUCCUUAAUGAAACGUUACUGUCGACUGAUAACGAUACGAACGUUAAUGAAACGUUAUUGUCGACUGAUAACGUAACGUUAAAACCUAAAUCUUUUGAACGUUAUGCCGUCUAUUAUAAAACGUAAUGUUAAAACCGAACUGUAUUGAACUUUAUGUAGUCGACGCAGGGCCCGAUAUAGCAAAGCUUAACGUGUGGCUUUAAUGAUUAUGUUGAGCAAAGAAUUCAACAUGGCUUUAUAAAUUUGAAAGUCAUCGGUACAAUUAUAAAGCAGUAAUUAUUUGGAAUUUUUCUAAUAAAAUGUAUUUGCACUUAAUUUUAACCGCAUUUUGCAAAGUUUAAUAUCCAAAACUGGUUUUUUUUUCUUAUUAUUAAUCUUGAUGUAAGUAAACUGUACAUCAGUCUUAAGACAACAAGAGAUUAAGCGAACGUAGUCCACUUUACCAGGAACCACACGGGAUUAUAGAUCUUAUUCACUCGUAAUUAAGAUCAUUUUAAAUUCAAAACAUCACAAAUUUUAGUUUAUAAUUGUAAUAUUCCAAAAACAAGUUGUAUUAGUAUUAAGAACUAAUAUUUUAAUUUAAUUUAUAAGUUAUUUAUUUUAGCUCUCCUUAUUGUAUAGAUUUGUAAUUUUUAUUUAUUUAUAGGAAGACAAAUAACUUAUACCAAUGUAAUAGAAACCAAAUCUGGAAAAAUAUCACAUUUACGUGGAAUGUUAAAAAUCAUUUUGCCUUUCAGAUAAAAUAUAAAAGAAAUAAUCAUAGAAUUACAUACAUAUAAAACCACCAUAGAAAUAUUUAUAACAGAUACUGCAUUUAAAUCCUAAAUAAAAAUAUACUCUUAAUGGGCAGCUAUUGAUAUAGCAAACUUCAGUAGGAUUUAUUAAGUUGACACUUUUUUCCAAAGAAUUAUUAUAAGAUAUCGUGGAUCUAAAAACUAGUAUUAUUAAUAUAAAAUGAUUUAAAAAAUUGGUGUUAAUUGUUGUUCAUAGCAUUAAAUUGCUGAUGAUGAUGACUGUAGAAUAAAAUAAAGAAAUACUAACAUGGGAAUGUAGAAAUUAUAUACGAGCUUGCUUUGGCUUAAAAAUCUACAUAUUAAUUGCGUCACAAUAUUUUAUGAAUAAAAGACACUAUAUGUAUAGGUAAUUAAAACUGUAUGUAUAAAAGAGAAAAGUGAUUGAUUGAACCGGAACAGCUGUCGAAAUUCGAUGAUAUAUUUGGCUUAAUUAAGACGUUGUAGGUAAAGAAGGAUUUCUCGCAAUGCCCACGAAAGUGAACCUUGAGAAAAAAUUUGCAAUUUAAUCACACUGAUACCAGUUUAAUAUGAUAGAAGUCACGAAAUUUUAGGAUGACCUCAUUGUACAGACGGCUCAGAAGAUACCUGCGCCACCUCCGAAGCACCGAUUAUAAGGCUAAGUGGUACAUCUAUCUCCUGCGUCCACUGUACAAUAGUUGACACAAUAGCAAGGUACUAUAUGGUGCGGGCACGGCACCUAGAUUCAAUUCCCAGCGCAGAUAUUCGAAUCUUUAUAAUGGUUCUGAGGAAUGUGCUCCAUAGUUCGUUUUAGAUGUGAAUGUGCAAUGUGGACCGUUGGAUGUUGCUAAUUUAUUUUAUUUACUUACUAUAAUUCAGUUUAAAUAAAAUUAAGUAUAACUAGAAUAUAAGUAAUGAAAAAUAUUACAAUUAUUUCAAGUAUGUAUUUCACGAAACCAAAUAGUUUAAUAAUGUAUUUUCUUUCGCAUUUUGUACACAUAUUUUUAGUAAGUAUAACACUAAUCACUGCCGUACUGAUAUAUUUAAUACUGUAUUAAUAAGAUAUUUCAAAUGUACAUACAUAAUAUAUUGAAACAGAAUUAUCGGUCUGUGUGUGAAACAGAAUUUUAAUUUCGAAAGUUGACCUUUACAUAGGACCUUAUUGAUGUGCCUAUUGAUACACCGAGAAUCAAUUCUUCUCACGAUAAUAAAAACACACUGGAAGUCACUUGUUAAAAAUCAGAAAGGUAUAAACAAAGUUUUCUUCUCCCGACUGUCUCUUUUUAUUACACGAAUUAGGAAGAGAUAGAGGGGAAUAUAAAAAAUCCAUCUCUUUCUAAUUGACGUAUUUAAAAUAAGAUAGAACAAAAGAAUGCCAUUCCAGCCUUUUGGCUUCCAGGUUGUAUGUCCUUCCGUAACAUCUUGUCAACGUAAAAUGAAAUUAUCCUAUAUAAAUAGGCCUGUCGAUAUUGUGACCUUGGUAAUAUAACCAACCUGGCAAACUAACUCAAAAAUAUCAAAUAACUUAAUUCUUACUACUGGUAUUUUUUAUUUUACUGGUAUUUUUGUGGGUUUUAGUUGAAUAACCCAUAUUUAUUUUAAAACUUUAGCGUUGCAUUAUACCAUUUAUCAAUAAUACGGGUAUUACACAUGGUCCGAGCGAAUGACUUGCUCGGUGACCACGGAUCAUAGUAACAUGAUUCGAAACGUCCGAGAUAAAGGUACGUUACGCGCGUGCGCGUUUAAUACCUGUAGUAUUUAUAAAUAGUAUAAUACUUAUUGAUAAGCUUAAUUUGACCACGACCAACCUACACCACCUUCACAAAUUUAUAUUAUAUGCCUUAGUAAACGAUCACAUUUUAUUUUUAAGUUUAGCAAUAGUUUUAUGUAAAUCACAUGUAUGUAUUUUAGAAUCUCUUACUCUUGAAUUUUUUUAACAAUUUUAUUUUAAUAAUUCUUAUCCGAAGGGAAAAAAUAUAUAAUCUGCUUUUAUUCAUGACAAUUUGUUUUUUAAGUACAAUAUGGACAUCGAAUAUGGCGGCUAAGAGUAAAAUGGCUGACCGCUUAUGAUAAAUAUCCGUUACUUUUUAGGGAAUUCAAAUUGUUUUGUUGAAAUACUGUUUUACAUGGAUUGGUGAAAAAAUUAGGCCGCACAUCCUUGUUGAUAGCUUCAAAUCAUCGUAAUAAUAUAUUCUCGAGUAAAUAUCUUAUUGAGAGACCGAAAGAAGUCACCUAUUUUUCACCUCCUUUAAAACCGUACUAUAGCUAAUAAUAAUAUAUUGCUAUGUUCUAGUCAUUUUUAAUAAUUCAUGACAUUCAGCUGUCUAUAACACUUGUAAGCUAUUUUUUUAACAUAUUAUCUUAUUUUGUUAUUUAUUAAAUUAAGCAUCUUACAUGACAUUUUCGUUCGGUUAAAGGCGUUUUCACACAAGCCGCAAACUUACCAAAGAGCGACUCAAGAAAUCGUUAUUAAACUGAAUAAAUCACUUUGCAAACGAUUUUUUACUAUGCUUUAUUUGCUUACGGUUGCCUGGCAGUGAUUGCUUCAAGAAUUACGGUCACCUUUUGUAGCUUAAGAGCCAUUUUACAUUUUUCAGCGGCGCACAAUUUUGCGUCUUACAUUUGUAGUAUUGUAUUUGGGGUUUUAGUACGGUCAACGUCAUAACCUACCCAAAUUCACCUCUUAAUAGAUGCUUCGUGCAGGGUAAAUUGACAUGCGGACUGUACGUGUGAAGACAGCCUUAUUUUUGCGACAAAACGCGACGGGGGCGUUUUUUUGAUCUGUUGUAUUAUGUAGCUUUACAAGAAUUCUAGCUAUUGAAAAGGCUAUUGUAAAAUAAGUGUAAGUCACUCCUGAGAAAGAUUAGAACAACAAUUAUCCUCAUAAAAAUUCAGACAUUCAUUCAAAUCAUUCAAUUCGCGCACAUACUCUUUUGAAUGCUUAGACUUUUAAUUAUUGAUAUAAUUUCUACAACGUUAAAGUUUAUUUUAAAGAGCUCUCAGGCGGGUGCUAGCAUCCAAUUGAAAAACAUAAUUAAGUCACAAAAUUGUUAAUGUAUUGACUUGUCAAGUCACAGAUAUAGUGGGACAAAGAAUAUUAAAACUAGUGACUAUUAAGAGAUUUGUUUAUUUGUAUUAGUGCCCGAAUGAAAAUGGUUAACAUUGGUGGCAGAUUACGAGAUGGAGACGCGAGCGUUCUCUUAGGUCUAAGGCUAAUUGAUUGAUGCGACAUCUAGGCUUAAUUUAAAAAAAAUAAGUUACGUUGCAAACAAUGUAGAUGGCGCUGUGCAAACUUAUUCGUAAUGAAGCGUAGGCACAAAUAUGAAUCACAGAAACAGGCAUAAGCAUGUAUAAUAAGUGCCAAAAACAUAUAGAAAAUUGUUAAACACUGAAGCGAGUAUCGCAGGAACAAAAUUAGUCCAAUCACGUUACGUGCGCUAAAAUCAUAAGCCGAUGUUGGUGUAUUUGACACAGCUUUGCUUCAAUAAGCUAUCUUGUAGUAUAUUGGUUCUUACACACGAUGUGUUAAAUGCUUCACAAGUAGGUAACUCAUUUAUUUAUUGAUGUCGUGUUUAGACUUUAAAUGUUUUCUUGUUUCGCACGAAGUAAAUAAUCGUAAUGCUUAAAAAGACAUUGGCGAUGGAUUUGAAUUGGUAUAAAUAUUGACAUGAACUGAGCUCGAUUCUGAUACUCCUAGAUCGUACGGACAGACCCUGGACUCCUUACCAGAUAUGACGCUACCGGAGCAAACCCUAGAAAAAUGUUUGUCAGGAAAUCAUGCAGGCUAUCGUAGUCAGAGCUCAGUUCAAAUUAUUUUUUGAAAUGGCAAGGUUUGAAAGACACUGUAAAUGACACUAAAUAUUAUAAUAUUAAUGUUAUGUGUAAUUAAAUAUUAUCAUAUUCGGGGACAUCUAACCAUUUUCAACUAUGGAUAAAUGUCACUAAUAUUAACAUUGUUACAGCUCCUGAGAAUCUUUAUUCGAACGUUGAGAAGUCAUAUUUCUUAUCUACUCUCUCUUUCUUUCAUUUGAUAAACUUCAAAAUUAGAGGGCGAGGGAAGGUAAGACAUGUAAAAGUUCUGGAAUAAUAAUACUGAUUAAAUAUAGUAAGAAAAUACUUGUCUUAAGUUUGAUACUCUGGCUGUGCAUGUUUAUCCGGAAGUUUCCUAAAAAUUAUUAUAUUCAAUGCCGCCUUUAUGCUCUAAUUGUAAUGAAUUUCAAACAUAAUAAUCUUAGGGGCUGUAACAACUGAUUCCAUUUGCCGUCCUUCACAAACUUUGCGUACCCACCUUAUUUGUUGUGUAUUACGUUAAAGCCUGUAUUU
Messenger RNA from Amyelois transitella, 7676 nucleotides. RefSeq names its product centrosomal protein of 97 kDa (gene Cep97). The record is from RefSeq and is a predicted model, not a curated record. The transcript has 15 exons. Gene Ontology annotation, molecular function: protein binding. NCBI's taxonomy places the organism in Eukaryota, Metazoa, Arthropoda, Insecta, Lepidoptera, Pyralidae. The coding region runs from base 112 to 2436 and encodes 774 amino acids.